AUGAUGAAGAAUAACAGCAGUAUUUUACUCCUGGGUCUUUCCUGGCUCCUGCUGCUGCUGUGUGUGACCCCUGGAAGUCUGGGUCAGGAUGAUGCAUCACCCAAACCUGUGCUGGGAGAGAGGGAUGCCCUGUGUUAUGAGAAAGCGUGCUACGCCGUGUUUCUUCAGAGGAAGCCGUUCAGAGACGCCGGCCGCAGCUGCAGGGAGAAGGGCGGGACUCUGGCCACGAUGCACGACUACACGGAGGCGGGCGUGGUCCAGGACCUGUUGUACCAGCUGGAGGCUCAGGGGAAGUCCACUCUGCGCCUGUGGAUCGGACUGCACCGGCCCCCGCGACAGUGCUCCCCCACCAGGCCACUGAGAGGAUUCGUCUGGGUCACAGGAGACCAGGAUGGACAGUACACCAACUGGGAAAAAGAGGACAGUACCGGAGCAUGUGCUGCCCACCGCUGUGUUGCAAUGACGGUCCACAGCCGCGAGAGCAGCCACCAGGGGGAGCAGAACUACCAAUGGCUCGAUGGCUCUUGCAGUCUGGCCCUGGAUGGAUACGUGUGCCAGUACAACUACAAAGGCAUGUGCUCUCGACUGAGCGAUGAGGGUAAAGGCCCGGCCGUCUAUACCACACCGUUUAACUACGUCAGCUCCUGGCUAAAGCACAUCCCAUACGGCUCGGUGGCUACGCUCCCUUGCCCCCCUGACAGCUCCGAUCCAGAUUCCCCAAACGAGCAAACUGUCCUGUGCAUGGAGAGAGAUGACCAAACCGUGGGCUGGUCUAGAGAUGCUCCCCUUUGCUCCGUUAACACAUCUCCUGAAACCGACUGGUGCAGCAAGGACCACGGAUGCGAGCAUUUUUGCGAAAACGGCGAAACAGACUACUACUGCUACUGCUCUGAAGGGUUUAUAUUGGAUGAAGAUGGCUAUGGCUGCAAACUCGACCCGCCUCCCAAACUUUCAUCUGACUCAGCUGGCCCUACAGAGCAACCCCAUUUGAAAGAAGUAUGCGUGGAUAUGGGGUGCGCCUACGAUUGCGUCGAAACGCCACGUGGGGUUCGAUGCAUUUGCCCUCCCGGAUAUCAAAUGGGCUUCGACGGUCGCGAAUGCAAAGACGUGGACGAAUGCCAACAAGACCCCUGCCCCCAGCUUUGCGCCAACAUCCCAGGAACUUUCCAUUGCACAUGCCAUACGGGGUACCAGCAAGAUGACGAGGGUGAAUGUGUUGACGUAGAUGAGUGCUUGGAUGAGAAUAGCUGUGAAGGAACUUGCGAAAACACAGACGGGUCUUUCAGCUGUCAAUGCACGCCUGGUUACGAACUGACCGAUGAUGGAGGGUGUGGCGAUAUCGAUGAGUGCAUCAAUGGGUCGCCUUGUCAACAGCAGUGUCUAAACUUUCUGGGCGGCUACCAGUGCUUCUGCGACGACGGCUAUGAUCUCGAUCAAGACGGUUAUACAUGCACCCCUUUAAACGAGGAUGAAGAAUACUCAAGUUUGACUCCAGAUCCAAUUGAUUCCGCUCAUGUAGAGGACAUUGACCCAAAUGGUGACUUACCGUGGUCCACCUCAUUCACUCCAGACACAAAUUUUGAAGUUGACACAGAUUUCGAUCAGGGUUGGUACACAGACAGCCCAGAGCACCUCUUGCCAAACCACGGUUCAGACAAUGACUUGAAUCAAUUCGAUGUCCCAGCCUCACAUCACACCGUUCAACCUCCAACGCAAAAAUACCCCACCGGGAAUGAAAUCGGCAACGAAAGCAAACCAAAAGUGAACACGCAACAAGAAACAGAGGCAGUAGGGGCGAAAGAGUCAUCAGCUGUUGGUAAAGGCGAAAGCUUGCAGAUAGACAGCCCUGGAGAUGUCUACAGCACAGCACCGUCGGAGCAAGGCAGACAGAAGCAGGACAAGAGCUGGCUGUUGGUGGCGCUGUUGGUUCCUCUAUGUGUGUUUUUGGUUGUCAUGCUCGCUCUAGGCAUUGUUUACUGUACAAGCUGUGCCGUCGAUAAGUCCCUGCGCUUCUCAGACUGUUACCGCUGGAUACUGCCCACGACGCCCCCUGCACAGAGCGAUGGGAAACCCCGAGCGUGA
This is a messenger RNA of Knipowitschia caucasica, 2082 nucleotides long. The record is from the annotation of a GenBank genome assembly. NCBI's taxonomy places the organism in Eukaryota, Metazoa, Chordata, Actinopteri, Gobiiformes, Gobiidae.